AUGGCAGAAGCUGUUGUCGGGAAGCUGGUGGUCAUGCUUGGUGCGGCGCUUGUGAAAGAGGCGGUUAUCCUGGGUGGGGCGCUACUCGGCAAGGAAGCCACCGCCCUCAGGGGCCUCUUCAAAAAAAUCCGUCGGUCCAAGGCGGAGCUGGAGAACAUGCAGGCCUACCUGCACGAAGCGGAGCGGUUCAAGGACACCGACAAGACCACCGCCAUCUUCGUCCACGAGGUCAGGGGUCUCGCCUUCCAGAUCGAGGACGUCGUCAAUGAGUUCACCUACAAGCUAGAGGACUGCAAGCAUGGAGGGUUCGCUGGCGAGAUGAAGAAGAGGCUCAAGCAUAUCAAGACCUGGCGGCGUCUGGCAGCCGAGCUCCAAGAAAUCGAAGCCCAACUGCAGGAUGCCAACCGGAGGAAGAGGGAUUACGCUGUCACUGGCAGAUCUGCUACUACUGUCAGAUCGACAAAUAGAGGUCAAACUUUGCAAUUCACUAAGGAUGAGGACCUUGUGGGAAUCAAAGAGAACAAGGAGAGGUUGAUACGGUGGCUGACUGGUAGUGGUGAUGGUAUGGAGCAGAGAAACAACAAAGUCAUCAUGGUUUGGGGCAUGCCUGGUGUCGGUAAAACCACUCUGGUCGAUCAUGUGUACAACAUUGUGAAAGAGGAUUUCGAUGUUGCGGCGUGGGUAACCGUGUCGGAGAAUUACCGUAUUGAGGAUCUACUGAAGAAGAUCGCCGCCCAGUUCAGCGUCAUAAUCGAAGUCACUAACAUUCAGAUAAGAGGACUAGCAAAGUCCAUCCACAACUACCUUGAAAGUAAAAAUUACAUCUUGGUCUUGGAUGAUGUUUGGGAUGAGCGCUUGUGGUCAGAGAUAAGGGAUGUCUUCUCAACAUCUAACUGUACCAGCCGAGUUGUUAUGACAUCAAGAAAGCAGACAGUGUUGGCAACUAGGGAGUUUGCAUAUAGAAUUCACUUGGAACCACUACAAGCACAUCACUCCUGGGUGUUGUUCUGCAAAGGGGCAUUUUGGAAUGUUGAUGAACAAAAAUGCCCAUUGGAGCUGCAUGAAUUGGCUUGGAAGUUCAUAGCAAAGAGUCAAGGCUUGCCUAUUGCUAUUGCAUGCAUUGGCCGCCUACUCUCCUGCAAACCCCAAAAUUCCGCUGAAUGGGAGGAUGUGUACAGGUGUUUGGAUUCGCAGUUGGCCAAAGAUGUGAUCCCUGAUGCUCAUAUGAUCCUAAAGGUCAGCUUGGAGGACCUUCCGUUUGAUUUGAAGAAUUGUUUUCUACAUUGUGCAUUGUCCCCAGAAGAUUAUGUAUUAAAGAGGAGGAAGACAAUGAGGCAGUGGAUCACGGUGGGGUUUAUCACGGAAAGAGAUGAGAGCAAAACAUUGGAGGAAGUGGCAGAGGGAUACUUGGUUGAGCUUGUAAACCGAAGCCUACUGCAGGUAGUGGAAAGGAAUUAUGCCGGACGACUGAAAUACUGCAGGAUGCAUGAUGUCAUACGCCUUCUUGCCCUCAACAAAGCCAAGGAGGAAUGCUUUGGUAAAGUUUAUAAUGGUACUGGUGGUACUAGGGCAUUCUCUGUAGAGGGUGCACGUCGCAUAUCAGUCCAGGCGGGAAGCCUUGAACAACUGAGCCCAUCUGGUGCAACAAAGCUCCGUGCCCUGCAUGUAUUUGAGAAUGAUAUCAAUGUUGAUUUGCUGAAGCAUAUCCUAACAUCCUCGAAUCUGUUGUCGACAUUGGACCUGCAAGGUACUAAUAUCAAAAUGCUGCCUAAUGAAGUAUUCGACUUGUUUAAUCUGCGUUAUUUGGGUCUUAGAGAUACCUUGAUUGAAAGCAUGCCUGAAGCACUCGGGAGGUUACAAAAUUUAGAAGUCUUGGAUGCUGGGCAUUCUAAGCUGACGUACUUGCCAAAGAGUGUUGUGAAGCUUCAGAAGUUGAGACACCUGUAUGCAUGUACUUUGGCGGGCACAAUAGGAAGUAUAAUUGGGGUCAAGGUGCCUGGUGGCAUGCAGCACUUGGCAGGACUGCGGGCUCUUCAAUCUGUCAAAGCCACUCCAGAAUUUCUUCGUGAGGUUGGAGCUCUGACAGAGCUAAGAACAUUCGAUGUCUGCAGUGUGCAAAGUGGACACUCUGCUGACUUGAGCAAUGCUAUCACUAGAAUGAGGCAUCUUGUUCAUCUUGAAAUUGGCGCUGCAGCUGAGAAUGAGGUGCUGCGCCUGGAAAGGCUAUACUUACCUCCAACCCUUUCUUGGCUUAGUUUAGAAGGGCAGCUAGAGAAAACAUCAAUGCCUCAGCUUUUCUCUUCUUGGUCACAUCUUAAUAGCCUUACUCGGUUGACCCUGGCAUUCUCCAAUAUUGAUGAGGAAACCUUUUCCUGUUUGCACGUGCUAAGUGGUCUACGCUUUCUUCAGCUAUGGAACGCUUUCAAAGGGAAGAGGUUGGAUUUUCAUGCAGGUUCAUUUCCAAAACUUAGCCGUCUACACAUAUGUGGCACACCACAGCUCAGCCAAGUUGGAAUAGAGGAGGGUGCGAUGCAAGAACUCGUUGAGCUACUGUUGGCAGACUGUCCUAAGCUAAAGUUUCUUCCAGAUGGCAUCGAACACCUUGCAGCCCUUGAGAAAUUAUUGUUGUAUGACACAUCAGAAGAGCUAAUAGAGAAGCUCCGGCAGAACAGAGAUUCAAAUGAAUGCAGCCAAGAUGAAAUAAAGAUUAGCCACAUAAGGAUUGUUACAGUUGCACUGAGCUAUAAAGGGCUUGCAGGAAGGAUUAGGUGA
This is a messenger RNA of Hordeum vulgare subsp. vulgare (domesticated barley), 2772 nucleotides long. RefSeq names its product disease resistance protein RPM1-like. The transcript has a single exon. Gene Ontology annotation, molecular function: ADP binding. Gene Ontology annotation, biological process: defense response to other organism. Lineage: Eukaryota; Viridiplantae; Streptophyta; Magnoliopsida; Poales; Poaceae. The record is from RefSeq and is a predicted model, not a curated record. The coding region runs from base 1 to 2772 and encodes 923 amino acids.